This is a messenger RNA of Meloidogyne enterolobii, 1041 nucleotides long. The record is from the annotation of a GenBank genome assembly. Lineage: Eukaryota; Metazoa; Nematoda; Chromadorea; Rhabditida; Meloidogynidae.
UUUCCUAUGUUGAAAUUUCAGAAUGUCUCAAAAUACUUCAACAAAAAAAUUUUUUUGCGAAAACAGCGCUAUAGGAAAUGAGGCAAAGAAAAAUAAAAAAGAAAAAAGAAGACAACGCACAGCAAAUGCAUCAAAAUCUAGGUGGAAAAAGCCUGAAGAAAAUGAGGAAGGAGAAGCUGAAAUAUUUACAGAAGAUGAACAAUUUGUUGGAGAAACUAGCGGAGAUGAAAAUUUGGAUGUUCAACCAGAGAUUUAUGAUGCUUGUCAUGAUGUCGCUGGGCCUUCUAAUGCACGUGGUUCAAUGCUUGAUUUGUCUAAUAUGACACAUGAUGAAUUACUUGAAGUAGCUGAAACACUACUCGAGGAAAAUAUUCAAUUAAAUUCUGAAGAUGUCAUUAAAUGUAAAAAUUUUUUACAAAACUUUAUUAUUGUUUUUGCAUUUUUAGCAAAAUUCUCAAUUUUUCAAAAAUCAUGUUUUUUUUGUUUAUUUUAUUUUUCUGAUGUUGUUACCACAAGACAUUAUAAUACUUUAGCCUGUUCAAUCAACACUUUUUAUUCAACAAACAAAUGGUCAACUUUUUUCAAUGAUGAAUCCUUACAACAACAAGAUUUUAAUUUCUCUAGCGAGUCUGGUAAAUAUAAGGUGUAUUUAGUUAGAGAUGGUGAAAAAAGAUUCAAUUUAAAAUAUAUUGGAAUAACAACAGAAAUCAAAAUACGUAUGAAAAAACACAGAGACACCAAAAUAUUCAUCGAGUUAAAGAAUCCUGAAUAUGCAGUACUAUUAGAGAAUUUAACAGAAAAAACAGCUCUAUUUAUGGAAGGCCUGCUCAUCCUCUCUUCUCAUCUCGGCUACAAUUUAUUAAACAGGAGGUAUGAAUUUACCAAUAUUACUAAAGGCUUAGACAACAAAGAAAUAGCAGAAUUAUCAAGGGAAGAUUUAAAGAACACUAUUAUCGAAUACCAUAAGAAAGCAGUAAAUAUACUUAAAAAAAGGUGGAGCAUAGUCGAGUGGAUAAAGUUUUGAAUUAUUUUUGUAAUUUU